GGAAGCUUGCGCAGUCAUUGUUGUACGCAUGCCGAUUCCAUUGGCGCAGGAAAACGGCUAAAUCCUGGGCUGAAGAAGGGAAGAGUUUCGGAAUCUCGGGUCUUCGCUGAAAUGGCCGGUAAGAGAACAAGGUGAACCUCACCCCAGGCAAAGAAGGCCUAUCCUGUUCGGUCAUUCCAUCCCGUACCCCGCAGAGGUCCUUCAGGGCGGAAGUAAUUAUUCGGUGCGGGGGUCAUGUGUCCAUGCGGGGGCAAAAGGGGACAAGCAAUUGAAAGACAUCGCCCAACGUGGAAACAAUACAAGUUCCAGCCGUCAACAUGCACAGAAAAACGGAGAGCGGGAGGGUGCGACUUUCGGCCCCUGUCGGCUCGCGAUAUUCCAAUCAUCGUCGAGAGAUGGUUGAAGAUGAGUAGAGAUGGGAGGACGAGGGAGCAUGCGAGGUUGAGAUUGGGCUAUCGGAAUUUGUGCGCUGGCGUUGUCUGCUACGCUGCCUCGGAUGUGGCGCGUCGUCGAGCAUAGCUACCAGUCGGAGAUGAGUGGAGGUCAGAGGUGAAGGGAUAGGAGAUCGUCGUUGAAAGAUGGGGUCUGCUGAAGAAG
Schizophyllum commune H4-8 is the source of this 597-nucleotide messenger RNA. RefSeq lists its product as uncharacterized. Lineage: Eukaryota; Fungi; Basidiomycota; Agaricomycetes; Agaricales; Schizophyllaceae. The record is from RefSeq and is a predicted model, not a curated record. The transcript is spliced from 3 exons. The coding region runs from base 235 to 519 and encodes 94 amino acids.